Molecule: messenger RNA, 1521 nt
Organism: Pochonia chlamydosporia 170
Lineage: Eukaryota; Fungi; Ascomycota; Sordariomycetes; Hypocreales; Clavicipitaceae
Product: FAD/FMN-containing dehydrogenase
Exons: 5
Coding region: 1-1521 (506 amino acids)
Cellular component (GO): membrane
Molecular function (GO): FAD binding; D-arabinono-1,4-lactone oxidase activity
Source: RefSeq, a predicted model, not a curated record
AUGUUGACUUUUCGCUCUGUACUGGCGGUCGCGUCGGUGCUGGCGGUGUCCUCGGCUGCUGUGUACAACACGUUUGAUGGUGAAGGGUUUCCGUCGUGCUAUAAUGUGACGGAGGUGCAUGAUGCGACGAGCGUUGAGCAGAUUCAAUCUCUGGUCAAGGAUGCUGCGAAGAGGGGACUGCAAGUUCGUGCUGGUGGUAAGGGACACAUGUGGUAUGAUACGCAGUGUUCUGAUGAUGCGACUGUCAUUAUUCGCACAGAGUUUGUGAAUAAGAUAUCGGGCUUUGACCUCAAUGCCGGGACCGUCACGGUGGAAGCGGGCGUUACGUUCUUCCAGCUUGCUGAGUAUUUGCAUGAGCGUGGGGCGAACAUGGGAACCGGUUUAGUGAACUGGAAUAUCUCCCUCGGCGGCAGUGUUGCCAUGGGAGCUCAUAGGACUUCUCUUCGAGAAGAUGCAGCGGUUGUUGGUGGCGUGCUGGCCAUGGAUAUCAUCGAUGGCAAUGGCGAUGUUCGGCAUAUUGAGCGCGACGAGUCCAACGACGACUGGCUCGCAGCAUCGACAUCGCUCGGUCUGUUGGGAAUAAUCGGAAGAUUGAAGAUGAAGAUCUUUCCCGAAGUCAAGGUUUAUGCCAUGCAAAAGACUCUGGAAGAGAAAGACGUUCUCAACGGUGAUAUUUACGGCAUGAUUGCACCUUACAUGACUGCCAAUCUCUGGUGGUGGCCAUACAAGAGAAAGUUCCACUGGCGAUACUACGACACCGUCGACUUCAACAAAAGUAGCCAGCAAGGCUUCCAAUCCACCUUCUCCGUCACCGCCCUCGAAGGCGGCGCCGCCAAGGCCCUCCUCGACAGCGGCAAAUACCUCCCCUCGUCAAACUGGAUAGCCGAGGAAAUCUUCUUCGGACAAUGGGAAGCGCCCAACUUCCACGAAAAGACGACCAACGAGCCCAUCAAGGAGUGGCCCGUGUACGGAUACCACUACGACGUGCUCAUCGGCGGCCUGUACCCGGACCAAAAGGCAGAAUGGGACUACGGCCUGCACGGCUACACCCUCGAGUUAGCAUUCCCCGUGACAAUGGCGAACAAGAUGCUCAAGCGGGUGAGGGAGCUGUUUGACGCGGAGGCCAAGAAACUCAUCUUCAUGACGUCCACGUACCGUAGUGGAAUUAACAUCAAGUUUGGGAAGGCGAAUUUCGACUUUUUGGGCCAGGUUACGCUGAAUACUUCCGAUGGGCAGGAUUGGUCAAAGGGGGCUAUUAUGUUUGACUUUCCGAGCUAUCACCCUUCUGUGGGGGAUCGCAAGCGAUACAACGAGGACUUUUAUAUUAAUCUGGCGAAUACGCUGGUCAAGGAGUUUCCUUGCAGACCUCACUGGACGAAGAAUACGCGCGAUGUGCUGACGCGGUCUGUGAAAAAUCUGGAUGCUGGUUAUUUGAAGCGGUUCAAGGCUGUGAGGCAGAAGAUGGAUCCAAAGGGGAUUUAUAGGAGUGUUGUGGGUGAGAUUCUGGGCAUGUAUAAGUGA